AUGGCCCCGAACACCCCGUCAUCCCCAGAACUGAUGGGCCUAACAUGCAGCUUCCGGUUAUUUUGGUCGCCACGUCUUUUCAACAGGAAACUGCUGAUCAAGUUACUGGUCAAACAUCCACUCUCCGGCCGUGUUGACAGGGAGAGAAACGUCUGGGGCGUCGCUGUCGAUGCAGAGUACGCAAGAUCUCAUGAAAUCGUGCACGCUGAGGCUUCGGAAGGCUUUGUUCUUUGUUUGGGGCCAAAUCUUGUAAAUUGUCUAUCUGGGAUCCCUCAGCCUGGCACCUGUGAUGGCUCCAUCCAGUGA
Molecule: messenger RNA, 306 nt
Organism: Microsporum canis CBS 113480
Lineage: Eukaryota; Fungi; Ascomycota; Eurotiomycetes; Onygenales; Arthrodermataceae
Exons: 2
Coding region: 1-306 (101 amino acids)
Source: RefSeq, a predicted model, not a curated record